AUGCCGCCGCACCCGUACAGCAAUGCAGAGUGUGUAACUGUCUCUAAAAAUGGCCCGGCUAGCAAGAGUAAAAGGCAUAUUGUCCAACAUUGUUCUCCAGUAUGUUUUUCAGAAAGCGGCAAGAGCAAUAUCCAAAACAUUAUAUGGACUCAUUAUUGGGAAGUAGAGGGGAUAGAGGUAGAUAUAGAGGAUGAUGCCCAGGAAAUACAAAAAGAAACUUGGAACAAGGACAUGAAGGAUGGAAGCGGAGGAAAGGGAGUUACGCAAAAGACGAUAACCAAUGUUACGGGCGGUAAUAAAUUGGGUCAUAUACCGAAAGGAAUCCCAUUGGGAAGGUGGUAG
Messenger RNA from Phycomyces blakesleeanus NRRL 1555(-), 342 nucleotides. RefSeq lists its product as hypothetical. The transcript is spliced from 3 exons. Bases 1 to 342 code for a protein of 113 amino acids. The record is from RefSeq and is a predicted model, not a curated record. Lineage: Eukaryota; Fungi; Mucoromycota; Mucoromycetes; Mucorales; Phycomycetaceae.